Messenger RNA from Sinocyclocheilus rhinocerous, 489 nucleotides. Its product is annotated as plakophilin-1-like. Gene Ontology annotation, biological process: cell-cell adhesion. The annotation marks the transcript as partial. The record is from RefSeq and is a predicted model, not a curated record. The transcript is spliced from 2 exons. Gene Ontology annotation, molecular function: protein binding. Gene Ontology annotation, cellular component: cytoplasm; plasma membrane; adherens junction. Lineage: Eukaryota; Metazoa; Chordata; Actinopteri; Cypriniformes; Cyprinidae.
GUUUGCCGUUUGGGUGGGAUUCCAGGUCUUAUUCAGCUGCUGAAAUGUGACAAUCCACAGCUGCAACAGAUCGCUGCCGCUGCACUGCGCAACUUAGUUUUUAAAGACAACAAUAACAAGCUUGAGGUGGAACGUUGCAAAGGAAUAGAGGCCAUUCUGACCUUGCUCAGAAACACCAAGAUUAUAGAAACACAGAAACAACUCACUGGUCUGUUGUGGAAUCUAUCCUCGGCUGAUGAGCUGAAGCCAAAGCUGAUCAAGAACGCCAUGCCUCUGCUUACAGAAAGCGCUGUGGUGCCUUACAACUUUUCGACUGAUAGCAACACUAACAAACACACUGACCCUGAGGUCUUCUACAACACCACUGGCUGUUUAAGGUGUGUUACAGAAACUGACUGUUUAGUACAAGAACACAGAGACAUCUGAACAGAUGAGGAAUUAAAUAAUAUUUUUAAGCAAAAAUAUAAUAACUGAGAUACUUGUUUGUUU